AUGCUGCGAGUUCAGGUAACUCGAGACGACGACGGGCAGGAGGCGGACGACUGUGCAGCCGGAAGCGCGUUGCCGUCGCCGACGAAGGAGCACGAGAACGAGACGGAGCAUGACCAGCUGACACUGCAGCAAACGGACGAAGGGUUUCUCUGGCUAUUGCUGCUCGCGGCGGUGUCCGAGUGCGUAACCACGUGUUACAUGCCGGGGUACACUCUGCACGGGCUGCAGCUAAACGCUGGUGGCACGCUGUUGAAUUGGAUUGGACCCUUCUUGGACGGGUUAUCGUAUGGUUACGAAGACAGGAUGAAAGGUGCAGAGGUGUCGCUCGUCUGUACGCAGUUCCGCUCUGCGUUCUUGGGCGUCUUCACGUCGUACUCGUUCAUGGUGGACCAUGCAGGGGAUUUGAGCAGUGGGAACUUUGCAGUCGGGCCGCUGUACAUCUGUGCGUCGAUAGGUGGAGGCUGUGGGUUUUUCUACUUCGGGAAACAGGCGGCUGCAACUGCAUGGCCACACUCUAUGCCUGCUCCGGUGACUCGAGUAUCUGGUGCGAUGCUGAACAAGUCGUCGUUGAUAACGUGCUUAGUCACCUUAGUCGGAGUGACGACAUUGCGAGCCGCGCUGGGGCCACAUGGAUUUGUUCGUGAUCCGAACGACCCGCAGUUUAUUGGAUCACGGCAUGUAGCGGACGUCGAAGAGUUGGUGCUUGGGAUCUUGAUGUCAUGCAGUGCGGUUUUGCUGUCAAAUUACGUCUGCGAGUUGUUCCCGCAACAACCCGUGCAGCUGCGCACUGCAGCAUCGCGAACCGGUGGACCGUUCAUCGAUUGGGGCUGUCUCUGCUGCAACUGUGUAGCGUCGUUUCUGGCAGGGUUCACGUACCAGGUUAGUCGAAAUUCGCCGACAGACGUGACGAACAACCUCCUUGCGCUCAAGUUCGUAAGCUCCUUUUGUGGAUCGCUGUCGGUCUUUUCAUCGACAGUGAGCAUCAUUUCGCGAUUGUGGCUAGCUGGAAAUCGACAUUCUGCGCUUUGGAACCUCUCGUUGCAGGUGCUGCUAGGAUUGAUAUGCAUUCCGUACCUUUACAAGCGCGACGCUUCGUAG
Hyaloperonospora brassicae is the source of this 1098-nucleotide messenger RNA. The record is from the annotation of a GenBank genome assembly. Lineage: Eukaryota; Oomycota; Peronosporomycetes; Peronosporales; Peronosporaceae.